This is a messenger RNA of Owenia fusiformis, 2007 nucleotides long. NCBI's taxonomy places the organism in Eukaryota, Metazoa, Annelida, Polychaeta, Sabellida, Oweniidae. The record is from the annotation of a GenBank genome assembly.
CAAUGACAAAUAUAAACAGGCUUUUCUCCAAGUUCUAACACGAGAUUUUACAUUACUUAUAAUGAAUCUCCGUGCCAUAGUUUGUGAUCUCGAUCGUUAAGUAGAGAAGAGGAAAACUGAAAGUUAUCCCUAAUGGGUUUCAUGUAAUUGUGGAUAAUUAUUGAAUGUACGAUUAAAGCGGAGGGUUAAUCAAUUAAUCUUUCGUGAGGAACAAUAAACGUUAUAAUUGGAACUAUAAAUCAGACAGACUGAACAACAAUCCAUAUCAGGGGAAAUGUUUUGGAUACAGACUUCACCAUUAAAUACCAUACGUUCUAGUAUUAAUGAGACUGCUUCUAGGUGAUAUUACUAGAGUUAGAGAUUGAUACGGACAUACUAUAGAUCUAUACUUAUAAACAAAACAUGGAUACACUUUUAGCAAGAAUUGCGGAGAAAACUGAUGAAUUACCAGAGGAUGAUUUGGAAACCCUAGCGACGGACAUAGAGAGGGCGAUCUGGAGGCGAGACGAAGCGACUGUAUUGAGGAUAUUCCAGCACAGACCACGACGGUUGGUGCUGGGGGCGUUGAAUCAUCUAUCGGUGGAUGGUGAGAGUCCAGUCCAUGCUGCUGCCCUGCAUGGCGAGGCAAACCUACUGCGUUUGAUGAUUGAGUUUGGAGCAGGUGUAAAUGGAGUGAACAAGUAUGGUUGGACUCCACUGCACUCCGCGGCUAGUGGAAAUGAGAUCCAAACAGCGAAUAUGCUCCUGCAACACGGGGCCAACAUCCACGCAACCGAUCGCCAUGGUGACUCAGCUUUACACUGGUCGGCAGAGAAUGGCAAUCCCGGUCUAUCACAGUUAUUGAUCGAGGAAGGUGCUUUGGUGAAUCAAAUGAACAAAAUUGGAGUCGGUGAAACGCCACUGACAAAAGCUGCCCAAAAUAAUAAGAUCCCAACCGCUAUGCUGUUGAUAAUGUUAGGAAGUGAAGUGAACUGGAACAAGGGCAAACCUGCGAUCCACGCAGCAGCAAAACAAGGACAUACUCUUAUGGUGAAUAUGUUGUUGGAUCAUAGGGUCAAGGUCAAUUUGAAAGAUGGCGAUGGAAACACUGCUUUGCACAUGGCGGCUGUUGGCGACCACACUGCAACAGCCAAGCUUCUCAUAGAGAGAGGUGCCCGUAUCAAUGAUAAGAACAAAGCUGGUCAAACUCCACUACAUUAUGCCGCACUUGAGAAUAGCGUACAAACAACCAAGAUGCUACUGUUGAAAAAUGCCGACUUCACGAUACCUAACUACAUUGGCGAACUUGCUCUUCAUAAUGCGGCAUAUAUGGGGAACGUAGAUAUUCUACGUAUGCUUAUGGACAAAGGUUCUAACAUCGAUGCAAUCACUAACUGCGAUAAAUCACCUUUGAUUCUUGCGUCACAAACAGAGCAUAGUUUGGGUUGCUCCGUCCUGAUGCAAAGAGGCGCAGAUGUCAAUAUCAAUGACCAGUACUGCUUCACACCCCUUCACUUCGCAGCUUGGAGAGGGAGUUUCAAAGUCGUUAGAGAGCUUUUGGACAAAGGUGCGAAAGCGAAUAUAUUGGGCAUGACAGUGCUGGGGGAGUACUCCACACCAUUGCAUAUAGCAGCAGAGCAUGACCAUUGUGAUGUCGUAAAGCUUUUGAUCACAAGAGGAGCAGAACCAGAUCAAAGAGGAUCAUUUGGAAAGACGCCGUUACACGCUGCAGUUGCUAAAAACUCUGUCGAAUCUGCUGCGAUAUUAUUGAACGCUGGUGCAAACAUUGACCUCAAAGAUACAAAUGGGUGCACUUCAUUGCAUAUAGCAGUGAUGCAGAACCAUUUAGAAAUGACUAAACUGUUACUCGAAAGAGACUGUGAUACAAGUUGCAAAAACAGAAAACAAAAAGCAGCGAGUGAACUUUGUAAAAGCGAUGAAAUGAGAGCUUUAUUUAGCAACAUAGGUCUUUUCCCAAUCCUAUUUACUUUUCUUGUUCUUAUAUAUACAGCAACUGGUGCACAAUAA